Messenger RNA from Notothenia coriiceps (black rockcod), 1288 nucleotides. Its product is annotated as hormone-sensitive lipase-like. The transcript has 2 exons. The record is from RefSeq and is a predicted model, not a curated record. Lineage: Eukaryota; Metazoa; Chordata; Actinopteri; Perciformes; Nototheniidae. Gene Ontology annotation, molecular function: lipase activity. Gene Ontology annotation, biological process: cholesterol metabolic process; lipid catabolic process. The coding region runs from base 59 to 415 and encodes 118 amino acids.
CACAUGACGUUACCCAGCAUUCUGCGGGUCUCUGUCAGAAACAUCAAGGAAGAGGAGGAUGCGCGUCGCCUCAGAUAUGGAUUACAAGAUUGUGUUUGCAUCCUUGGAGACGGUAUGUGAAGACAACAUUGCUUUUCUGUGUGGAUCUGAUUUGCCGUACGGCGCUGUUGCCAAGCGCCUGGUGACGUGUUUGAAAGAGAUUCAGGAGCACGGACAGGCCCUGAAGCCGGUGGUCGGCAGCUUCACCGCCGUCUUCCACCAUUAUGACUUUGACGCACAGACGCCGGGGAAUGGCUACCGCACACUGGUGAAGGUACGACUGACCCCUCAGCGCUCAUAUUUGAGCUGUGAAUCCUCUCUACUCUCUUCAUGCAAAAAGUGUUGUUGUGUAUUUCACUUCUUUCUUCUUUGUUAGUGUUUUAAAGGCAUUACAUCUAACAUUCAUAGUCAUUAUUAUAACAAUUAGGGCUCCAACUAAUAAUUCUUCAUUAUAAUAGAUUUAUUCUAGAUACAUUUCAUUAUUAUUUGGUCUUUAAAAUGUCAGACAAUAAUGAAACAAUUUAAAUAUUUUUAUUUUCAAUUUAUGAGAAGCUGCAACAAGUGAACUUUGAUAUGAGUAAGGAAUAACACAUGUUUUUUUUAUCAUUGCAGCUUUCUCCAAAAUGGUCCAAUUUGUGUAGAUAAUGUACAGUAUAUAAUUACACAACACUAACGAAUUGGAUCAUUUGUAGCUUAGGUGUUAUACUGUGUGAAAAUCUUAGUAGCUUAACUUUAGUAAUUCAUCAUUUCAAAAAAUGUACGUCUUUAGAUUUAUUUUUUAUGUGAUAUUUAGGUUCUUCAAUUCCAAGCCUUACUUGUAAUCAACAUGGAAAUUUAACUGUAGUUUAUUGUGGUCCGAUACCUAGCACACAACAUUUUUAGUAAUGCAAAAAAAUCCACAGCCAAUAAAAAAUACCCAGCAGAUGCGCAAUUUGCUUCUGUGCAGGGAUGGGCAACUUUGAUGGUGGUGGGGGCCACAUCAUUGAUGUACUGGCCACCAGGGGGCCGCAGAUUCACUUGGAACACACACACACACACAAAAAUUCCAUGUGUUGUAUGUAAUUAUUAGCAAAUAUAGGCCUACUAAGUCUGACAUCUUCAUUGACAUUUUACAAUCAAAGGGAACAUCCCCUAAACAAAUAUCAGUUCACAGAAAUUGUAUUUCAUUUUUACAAGUGGCAUGUUUGUAUUGAACAGGUUAUUAAACAGUGGAAUAAAACUAUUUUAAACUAUUGGAAAGCACGGAAAA